Boeremia exigua is the source of this 4816-nucleotide messenger RNA. Its product is annotated as UDP-glucose:sterol glycosyltransferase. NCBI's taxonomy places the organism in Eukaryota, Fungi, Ascomycota, Dothideomycetes, Pleosporales, Didymellaceae. Gene Ontology annotation, molecular function: UDP-glycosyltransferase activity; hexosyltransferase activity. Gene Ontology annotation, biological process: carbohydrate metabolic process. The record is from RefSeq and is a predicted model, not a curated record. The transcript has 4 exons. Bases 202 to 4539 code for a protein of 1445 amino acids.
AGCGUAUCAGUCCAUCGAUGUACUCGUUCAAUAUGUGACGAUUUCCCCAAGGAGCUGCCCGUAGCAGUGAGCAUCCCAACUGCAACGAACCCACACCAUUCGUCCCGUUGCACGUACAAAUCCCUUUGAUCGGCACAGCAGCAACACCUCACCCCAACGACCUUCGCGCCCCCGACCGCGUGGCCGCGCCUACCAUCCAAGAUGUCGUCGCAGGACCGAGGGAGGGUCAGAUCUGGCCGCAGGUUGUCGAAGAAACGGAGGGCAUCGGAGAACAGAUUAUCGCUCGAUGUACCAGAACGCUUCAAGGAUGGAGACGACGCAGAGGAUGAUGUGACGGCGCCGAAGAGGAACGACACCGUGUCGAUGAACCAGUCCAUCUUCUCCAUGAUUGCUCGUGCGGGACAGCAGUCGCAGACCGAUCUCGCAACCAUGCAGGAGGUGGACUCGGGUGACAGCGACCAAGAGGGCAAGAGGCGCCAGCCCUUGCACAGCUUAGAUGGCGCCGCGCGAUUAAGCCGCCUAAGCUCUGCGAACGACUUUAACAGGGCACCAGAAGAGCUGCAGGAUGACCGGAAUCGGCAAUCUAGGCAGCACCGCAGGGUGCUAUCCGAUCACAAGCUGUUGCGCUCCUUGCCCAGAUUGAGAAAUAGGGCAGAUGCUAGGCCAGAGGGCCAACCUAUGGACGAGAUGUCAUCCUCUCAGCUUCUAGCUCCGCGGCCACCGCCGCCGCCGCUUGGGUCUUCCUCCACAACCCCGACCGAACGAUUGUCGAAGAUCAAAACCAAACCGACUGCGGACGAAGACAUACAAAUCGAGAAGGCAAAGAGCUCAGGAAGAAGAAGCAGACACGGAAGCUCGGCAGCGACAAUCAAGAGCUCAGGACCUGCCACUCUUGCACAGCGAAUACAGCAAAUUUUCCAGCUUGAAGAGGUAGAGGAGAUCAUUUCCGAGUACCCCUGCUGGUUGCUUCAGAGUAUCCUGUUGCAAGGAUACAUGUACAUCACUCAGAAACAUAUCUGCUUCUAUGCAUACAUAUCGAAGAAACAUCACGAUGUCAGCAAGACAGGUUACCUGUUCAAACGCGGUCGGUCCAAGUACAACAGAUAUUGGUUCAUACUAAGAGGCGAUGUUCUGUCCUACUAUACCAACCCCGCCGAACUUUACUUCCCACGCAACCGCAUCAAUCUACAGUACGCCAUAUCCGCCGGGAUUCUCGAUAGCAAACAGAAACACGAAGAAGAAACUAUAUUCACUGUCACCACUGACCAACGCACGAUUCAAUUCAAGGCGGACAGUGCUGCGAGUGCGAAGGAAUGGGUCAAAUCCAUCCAGAAAGUCAUUUUCCGGACGCACAACGAAGGAAACAGUGUAAAGAUCUCGCUCCCGAUUCAAAAUGUGCUCGAGAUUGAAGAGAGCGCUAUACUUGACUUUGCAAACACCGUCAAGGUCAGAGUGAUCGACAAUGACGAAACAUUCGCAAUCGACGAGUACUUUUUCUCGUUCUUCAAUAAUGGACAGGAUGCACUCAACGUUCUGAGGAUCAUGGUCAACGAUAAUGAGCACCACCAGGCGGCGGAAUCUCGUGACAAUGCUGAUGUUGUCAGUCCAGCUACUCCAACAAAGGCUCAGGCGAAGUCAACAAGCAACCCGCCGAUCGCUGAGCCGGUCCGUGCCACUCUUUCAUCUCUACUAACACCACAUGCUGGAAGGUCGAGUAUCAGUGAUGUAUCUGCUCGAUCCAGUGUGGACGCACACCGAAAGAGCCGGGACGCGCGGCGCAGCAUGGAUGCUAACCGUAUGUUUCGCCGUCCAAGUCACGAGCUGCAACGUAGUUUUAGCAGAAAUCGCUACGACUUGCAAACGACAAGCCGCCCUGGUGAUAGUUCACCACUUUCACCCAGGAUCACAGACACAGAAUCGGCGACAACUUCACUCGAGCGCGAUACUGAGUCCUCCGCCGCGAUACAGUCUAUAGACGAGAGCGAUGCAUCUGCAUCUCAGAUCCUGAACCGGUCAGACGUCUUCCGAGCUCCUGUGACCCAGUUACCUUUUACUACCUCUGAUCAAUCAGGCCCUUUAGCGCGUUAUUCACAGGAUACAACACGUUCAUCAGGGCGAGGAAGGCAGCCACUAAAACCAGUGCAACAUCUGAAGAGUGACAGCAACGCGAAGGCGGCGGCUCUCACACCUGAGACGACGGAAGAUGAUGUGGAAGCCGGUCUCGCUCAACCACGGUUGUCUGGCUCCUCGUCAGCGCUUCAAGAUAUCGCAUCCUUUCCACUCAACAAAGCCACAGGCCUUGCGGGGUUCCUUCGCAAUCGAUCGAAGAAGAUGGGUAACUUGCUUGCCACCGAGUCCAUGGGCUACUAUGAAAAGGUUUCUGGAAUGUUGGCUGGAGGGCGCAAACACUACAACACAGCCGAAGGGCUCGAGACUGGGGAUCAAGUGCAUGGGUUUGAGGACGAUGAAGACGCCGUCAAAGCCGCUGAAAACUUCAGGGAGCAUUUCGCUUUUCCCGAGACGGAGAUAUUACAUUCGUCCUUUUUCGCAUCACUACAGCGAGUGUUGCCAAAUUACGGCAAGAUCUAUAUCAGCGGAAAAUACUUUUGUUUCCGCAGCCUGAUGCCUACAUCGAAGACGAAGAUCAUCUUACCUCUGAAAGAUAUAGAGAACGUCAACAAGGAGAAGGGCUUUAGGAUUGGCUACCACGGUCUUGCCAUUGUCAUUCGAGGACAUGAAGAAUUGUUUUUCGAAUUCUCGAAAGCUGAGUACCGCGACGAAUGCGCCAUUACUGUACUUCGCAUACUGGAGAAUGCCAAAUAUCUGGAAGACAGAGACUCGUCUUCCUCGGGCAUUGACAGCGACGACGAGGCGGCCAAAGCAGAGCACGAUCUUCUCCAGCAAGCGCGUCAGGAUACUGCUCAAGAUCCACGAGCCGUCGCCUCCAACAUCGUACGCGCCGCUGAUCAGGAGCGCAUUCCACUUAUUUUUGAUGAUCCACUGGCUUCGUUUGUCGAUUUCAAGCCAGCAGAAUCUCUCACGGUUGUUUGCCUUACUAUUGGGUCUCGUGGGGACGUACAGCCUUAUAUCGCGCUGUGCAAAGAGCUUUUGAAGGAAGGCCACAAACCGCGAAUAGCAACGCACGCAGAGUUCGAACCAUGGGUCCGAGGGCAUGGCAUCGACUUUGCGCCUGUUGACGGAAACCCGGCCGAGCUUAUGCGGAUCUGUGUCGAGCACGGCAUGUUUACGUACGGGUUUAUGAAGGAAGCAAACUCCAAAUUCCGCGGCUGGCUCGACGAUGUCUGCAGCUCUGCAUGGCGGGCGUGCCAGGGUGCCGAUGUGCUGAUCGAGAGUCCCAGUGCGAUGGCCGGCAUCCAUAUUGCAGAGUCGCUCGAGAUCCCAUACUUCCGCGCUUUCACUAUGCCGUGGACACGAACUCGAGCUUACCCACAUGCUUUCUCGGUCUUGGAAAAGAAGAUGGGAGGAGGCUACAACAGCAUCACUUACAUCACGUUCGAUGCAAUCUUCUGGACGGCCAUAUCCGGACAGAUUAACAAGUGGCGCCGCCGUGAAUUGGGCCUGCAGAACACAUCGCAAGCUAAGAUGCAGGCGAAUUCUCGUCCGUUCUUGUACAACUUCAGCCCUCACGUGGUCCCUCCGCCACUCGACUGGCCGGACUGGAUCCGCGUUACUGGUUACUGGUUCUUAGAUGAGGCUGACAUGUACGAGCCGCCUGCUGAUCUGAAAGCCUUCAUCGAGCAGGCUCGCAAGGACGACAAAAAGCUCGUUUACAUUGGAUUUGGAUCUAUCGUUAUCGAUGACCCUGCGGCUCUGACGAAGACGGUGGUUGACUCGGUCCUUAAGGCAGAUGUGCGUUGUGUCUUAUCAAAGGGCUGGUCAGAUCGUUUGGAGACGAAGGAUGCAUCCAAACCCGAGAUCCCUCUCCCAGCCGAAGUUUUCCAAAUCCAGGCUGCGCCGCACGAUUGGCUGUUUAAGCAGAUGGAUGCUGCAGUGCAUCACGGUGGGUCUGGCACGACGGGGGCAAGCCUGCGAGCGGGCAUUCCAACAAUCAUCAAGCCUUUCUUCGGAGACCAGUACUUCUUCGCCCAGCGUGUUGAAGAUCUCGGUGUUGGUGUGUGGCUCAAAAAGGUCAACACGAGUGUGUUCAGUCGAGCGCUGUGGGAGGUGACUAACAGUCAGCGCAUGAUUGUCAAGGCAAAGGUGCUGGGCCAGAAGAUCCGCAAGGACAAUGGCGCGCAGGUUGCGAUCCAGACGAUUUAUCGCGAGCUCGAUCGCGCCCGCACACUCAUCAACAAGCACGCCAAGCAGGACGGCGACGACCACACAGACGAGUUUGAAGAUGACUGGACGAUGGUCGAAGAUGCGGAGGAGGUCGACGUCGGUCCUUUCGAGGCGCAGCGUGCCGUCGCGGGAAUGACUCAGGACGCUUCUCGGACAGGAGGAGGCUCGCUGGUGCUGGGGAGCAUGGUGCUUAGGGGCGCACAGAGGCGCAUAUCAGAGUCUGCGAGCAGAGACUGAGGGUUCAGCGGCAGGGCUUAUUUUUUCUGGCAGCAUGGCGUUUGAGGAGCUGGGGAGAGGGAUGCACGAUAGACACAACCGCUGACGACACAGCGAGCUAGGCGCGUAAUUAGAUGAUUGUAAUGCCCGACGGCUGCCUGCUGUCUGACGGCGAGGCGUGACGGUGCGCGAGCUGCAAACAACGGGCCUGCGCACGUGUGCACGUGUCACUGCACCAGAGCUCGCUCCGGCAGCCCUAGCCCUAAACCGAGCCAGGCAGUGUCGCAGACAAUGCCCC